Molecule: messenger RNA, 868 nt
Organism: Octopus bimaculoides (California two-spot octopus)
Lineage: Eukaryota; Metazoa; Mollusca; Cephalopoda; Octopoda; Octopodidae
Product: protein KTI12 homolog
Source: RefSeq, a predicted model, not a curated record
GGUUUGUUUUGAUAAUCAUAAAGAUGGAGGAAUGACGGUUGUUGUAAUAAGAAUUACCAGUAUUAUUAUUGAUAUAUCUGGCACAUGUUCAUCAUUUCCGAAAGAAAAAUAUAAAAAUGGUAUUGGACACAACAGUUUAGAAUGUGAUGCUAUAUAAAACAUAACACAUUUAUUUUUCAUGCAAGUUUCGAAGAAGUCAUUUUGAAAAUCAAUGUUUUCAUAUCUAAAACAAAUAUUAAUCGAGAUUUAAUAAAAAAAAUAAGCAUCUAAAUGAUUGAAAAUAUUCUUCGUAGGAAUUUUCGAAAUCCUCAACGAAAGAUUUGGCAAUGUAUAAGAUUGGAAAUUAUUUAAAAUUUUCUAAUAAUUUGUUUUUAACAUCAGUGACCAGAGCAUUUCGGCAACUUUUGUAAUUGCCAAGUUAAAAUACCUAAGUCAGCUUAUUAAAAGCUCAACACACGGCUUUCAAACCUGCAGAGACCGGUUGUCGCCUCGUUCUGACAGUGGUGGCCAUUUUAGUGUCUGAAAUGCCGCUGGUUAUUCUAUGUGGUUUGCCUUGUUCGGGCAAAUCGACCGUUUCCCAGUCACUGGCUUCAUACUUCCGUGAACAGUCUAAGAAUGUGGACAUUAUCAGUAUCCAUUCCAUUGGGUUGGAUAGGAAUUCAUUAUUUGCUGAUUCCAUGAAAGAAAGAGAAGCCAGAGGUUUAUUCAAAUCUGCUGUCCAAAGAUCUAUUUCUAAGGAAUCUGUUACCAUACUUGAUGCUAUGAACUACACUAAAGGUGAGUUAUGUAUUUCUUAUUAACCCCUGUUGAUUAGCAAAAUAGUUCACUUAACAAAGUACAAAUCUUAAUUUUUGUGGUUCCUGGUACC